AUGGCUGCCGCUUACGAAGUCUUGGUUGACGAAGAAAAACGUUCAAUAUAUGAUAUGCAUGGAAAGGAUGGUCUCUCAAGAGGUGGUCGCGGAGGACCUGACAUGGAUGCUGCCGACAUUUUUGCCCAAUUUUUUGGUGGUCACCCAUCUUUUGGAUUCGACUUCGGACCGGAUGCUCCAGGAAAUCGAAGGGGCACGGGCCAAGAUUCCAUAAUACCACAUGAAGUGACGUUGGAAGACCUGUAUAAUGGAAAGUCAGUGAAGAUGAACAUGGAAAAAGAGGUUGUGUGUACGGUAUGUAAAGGCUCUGGGGCACGGGGAAAUGCGAAACCCAAGCCAUGUUCUACUUGUGAUGGUGCAGGUAGCACACACGUCAAAACAAGGGUGUGUAGUGAUAGUGCCUAUGGGCUCUCGCGCGCUCGCUGCACGGAUUGCGGAGGUUCUGGUCAAAGGUUAAAAGAAAAAGAAAGGUGCAAAAAAUGCAAGGGUGAAAAAACGAUUCAUGAAAAAACUCGCCAAGAAAUCUUUAUAGAAAAGGGAAUGACAGAUCGUCAGCGAAUUGUGCUAGCUGGUGCUGGAGAUCAAGAGCCUGGACUCCCUGCUGGAGAUGUCAUAUUCAUUCUGAAGACCAACCCUCACGAAUCCUUUGAAAGAUCAGGAAACGAUCUCCUUACCCAUGUUACGAUUACCCUAUCAGAAGCUCUGCUCGGUUUUUCACGCAUCAUACUCACUCAUUUAGAUGGCCGAGGUAUCAGCCUGACCUCGCCGCGUGGAAAAAUUAUCAAACCUCAAGAUUCUAUUGUGAUUCGAGGAGAAGGAAUGCCUGUCUAUAAACACCCUCAAGAAAAAGGAGACCUUUAUGUCAUUUUCGACAUUGAAAUGCCUGAUCAAGAAUGGUUACGAACCGUCGAUGUCAAGUCUGUUGAAGCCAUCCUCCCACCAAAACGACAGAAUGUGGACCCACUUCCUGAGAUUGUCGAUGAGGCCGACUUUGAGGAGAGCGACAUUGUCGAUGUGCGUGCUCGGUCUGUCCCGCACAGUCAUAAUUUCUUUGACCAUGGCUUUUCAUCGCAGUUUGGCGACGACGAGGACGACUGGGAAGACGAUGAUGAUGACGAUGAUGACGAUCAUUACGGACAUGGCCCCGACUGUCCCACCCAGUAG
Molecule: messenger RNA, 1164 nt
Organism: Psilocybe cubensis
Lineage: Eukaryota; Fungi; Basidiomycota; Agaricomycetes; Agaricales; Agrocybaceae
Product: DnaJ protein-like protein ANJ1
Exons: 7
Coding region: 1-1164 (387 amino acids)
Biological process (GO): protein refolding
Cellular component (GO): cytoplasm
Molecular function (GO): Hsp70 protein binding
Source: RefSeq, a predicted model, not a curated record